This is a messenger RNA of Centruroides sculpturatus (bark scorpion), 3367 nucleotides long. RefSeq names its product regulator of G-protein signaling 7-like. The coding region runs from base 101 to 1621 and encodes 506 amino acids. NCBI's taxonomy places the organism in Eukaryota, Metazoa, Arthropoda, Arachnida, Scorpiones, Buthidae. The transcript has 14 exons. The record is from RefSeq and is a predicted model, not a curated record. Gene Ontology annotation, biological process: G protein-coupled receptor signaling pathway; intracellular signal transduction; regulation of G protein-coupled receptor signaling pathway.
AUGGAAAAGCUGAUCCGAGAAAUGCAAGAUUCUGACAUGGGCGUUCCUGUGCGAAGUCAGAAAACAUUUCUCAGUUCAAUUCCCUGCGCAUUUUUAGGUUAUGGAUGUGGUGGAAUGGCUGAUGGAUAAUCUUCAGAUUGAAGAUACAGCGGAAGCUUUACAUCUUGCUAAUUUACUUUGUCAGCAUGGUUAUUUCUUCCCCGUUAAUGACAAUAAACCAUUAACGAUUAAAGAUGACAGCACAUUAUACAGAUUUCAAACUCCUUAUUUUUGGCCUUCUCAUCAUCAACCUAAUAAUACAGAUUAUGCUAUUUACCUUGUCAAACAAACAAAGAAAAAUAAGCAGAAACAUAAUUUAGAAGAAUAUGAACAGGAAGCAUUAGCAAGAUUAAAGAAACUAUUGUGCCACAAAUGGGAAUUUAUAUGUCUUCAAGCAGAAGAACAGGCAAAUUUAUUGAAAGAAAGGAAGAAAACGGACAAAAUUGUCUUAGAAAGUCAAGAGAGAGCGUAUUGGCACGUUCACCAGCCUCCUCCUGGUUGUAUUAAUUGUUUGGAACAGAGUCCAAUUUCGAAUAAGAGAACUAAAAGGAAGAAAACAGUCAAAGAUUUAAAGUUGGAGAUAGAAAUGUUGAAUAAUAAUUUGACAAGAUCUAGAUUUAAAGUCUCUCAAGCUGUUGAAAGUUUGAUUCAUUGGUGGGAAUCUUAUUCCGAAUUUGACCCCUUUCUAACUCCUGUUCCGCCAAGUAAUCCCUGGGUAACGGAUGACACAACGCUUUGGACAAUCGAUGGCAGGGUAGUGGACCCUCCAACAGAGAAACGUGUCAAAAAAUGGGCAAUAUCAUUGGAAGAAAUGCUCUCAGAUCCAAGAGGAAUGUAUGAAUUUGAACAAUACUUACGUAAAGAGUACAGCUAUGAAAAUAUAAAAUUUUGGCAGUCUGUGCAAGAUUUACGACAUGGUUGUCAAACAGAAGUUAAUGAAAAAGUGAAAGAAAUAUACGAUGAAUUUCUCUCUCCAAAUGCACCAUGUGAAGUCAAUUUGGAUAGUAAAACAAUAGAAAUUACUCAAGAAAGAAUGAAGCAACCAAAUCGUUAUACUUUUGAUUCUGCUCAAAUGCAUGUGUUUUCAUUGAUGAAAAAUGAUACCUAUCCUAGAUUCAUUCGAUCUGAUCAUUAUCAUAAUCUUAUUGUGAAUGCAGUACAACCAAGUGCUAAGAAAAAAUUUUGCAACUUUGGCACAUCAGUGAGAAAAAAAUCUGCACCAACACCUAGCACAAGCACUAAGCACAGAGGUAGUAGUGGUCAGUUAUCAGGAAGCAUCAUAGAUUUAACCCCAGGUCUAAUGGAUAAAAUGAAAUGGCCCUUUUGCGGAAGGCACUCUCAUAGCACAAGUGAUUUGCACGAAUUAGGAACUCCACACGAUAGAACUGCAUCUAGCACUAUGUCAUCUCCAUCUGGUUCUCAUGAACACAUGAAUGAGGCAGCUCACAGCAUGCUUCAAGUUCCUCGUUGGACACACAGAGGAAGCGACAGUACAGUACUGGAAGAUCCAAACCUUGGAUUAUUCUUAGCAGUACCUAGUCAGAUUAAGAGUUUAGUAGCACCUUGGGAAACAAAAACAUGAUCUCAAUUUCCAUUUAACAAAUGCAGACAAGUUAUGGAUGAAGUAUGAGAUGUGAUAUGGACUAUUUACUUAUUUAUUGUGCCAAGAAUUCUGUAAUGUAUAUUUUUGUUAAAUUAAUUUGUGAAAGUGUUUACUAUAAUUUUAUUUGUUAUUUUUCCUAAUAUAUGCAUAAGGCAAAGCACAAAAAAAAAUUUAUUUUUUGGCAAAAAUCAAAAGAUGUAUCAGCUACUGAAAAGCAAACGAAUAGAUUGUUUACUAAGACUAAUUACAUGAGAGUCCUAUUUUAAAACUGUGAUUAGGCAAGUCUUCCUUCAAAAUAUACUUAAUAUUUAAGAUUGCAAAUAUGACAAUAGUCAACAGAAAUAAAUAUAAAAUUUAAAUUGACAUAUUUUUAUUAGAAACAAGAUAAAAUUUCUCUAAUUGAUAUCAGCUCCAUUAUUAAAUGUCAUCAAGUUUCAAAUUUUAUAAAUGUUAGUGAUUAGUAUAAUAGAAUUUUUGAAAGUAAGAAAUGUACUUAAUAGCAUCAACAUUUAUUUUGUACUGUACAUAUGAACAUUAUAUGCAGUCAAACAAGUUGCACUUUGAUAAUUUAAAUUAUAAAAACAUUAGAUAUGAUUGAAAUGAAGUUAAUUAUAUUAUUAUAUACACAGAUUACUGGUUUAUUCAAAUAGCACAGCUAUUAUUUCAAACUACAUAUAUUUUCUUUGCAGUUAGUUCUUUAUUAAAAAUGGACAUUAAUUGGAUAUGUGCAAUAAAGUAUUUAAAUAUCUAUUUGAGGGCAGUUAUUACUUCAGACUAAGACAAAAUGUCAUUAUUAUUUGAAUAAUACCAGUAUGCUGUGAACUUAUUGUUAAUGAUUGAUUUUGAUAGACAUAUAUAAGAAUAAAAUUAGAAUUAUAAACACAAGAUUGAAUUCAAUUAUUUUGACUGCACAUAAUAUAUUAUGAUACAUUCACACAAUGUAGUUUGUUGAUGUGUUAAAAUUUCAAAAAAUUAAGAUUGUAAUCGAAACAUUGAUUCAGAUUCUUUUGUAUACAACAGCAAUUGGUAGUGUGUUGACCAAUAUGACAAUCUUCUAAUGAUUGGAAUAAAUACAUAUUUUAGAUAUUAACAUUUCCAAUAUUCAAUAUAUUAAAGAAUAAAACUUAAAAAAAACUAUUUUCUUUUCAGAAAACUUUUAAAAAACACUAGUUAAAUUCUUAAUAUCAGUGAUAAUAGUAUUCAAUACAAUUACCACUCAUUCCUUUGAGGAAUAUAUAAUUUAUAAAAUGAAACAUUUUAACAGUAACUGAAAUUAAUUAAGAAAAUAUUUCAUAUGACAAUAUUGAAAUAUUCAUCUGUCUAAUAUAAGACAAAAAAAAAUUUAAAAAAUGUAUAAUUUUUAUUAUAAAUUGCUAUUCUGAAACAAUGAGUGCUUUUAAAAAUGAUUGUUAAAAAUUUUAUAAUAGCUAAAACUCUUUCUGAUAAGGCUAUUUAUAAAUCCAUAUAGAUUUUCAGAUCUGUUUUGUCUUAUUCUGUAAUAUAUAUGAGAAUAUAAAUUACUGCAUACUAAUUUAUUUCAAAAUAACAAGAUUCAUCUAAUUACAACUGCAUAUAUUAAAAUGAAAUUUAUUUGAAUUAAGCAAAUUUAUGGUGCAAAGUUUUUUUUUUGGUCUAUUCCAAAAACUAUGCUUGGCUACAGGAAAAAAUUAUAUUUACUUUAAGUGAUUUUAUUAUAAAAUAAUUUUUUUUGUUCAUUCAAUCAAA